AUGUUUGAGAUAGUUCAGGCGGUUUUCGCUGCCUUGUCUGCGGUAGCUCUCUYGGUGGUCGCCGGUAUAACCCUAGGCGGAUCAGCCUUGGCAUUAGCCGUAAGCACACCACUAUUUCUCAUAUUCAGUCCGGUUCUCGUACCAGCAACUGUAGCCACUACUUUGUUGGCUACCGGUUUGGCGGCCUCAGGCGGCUCAGGAAUGUCAGCUCUCACCAUCCUCUUGUGGCUCUACAAGAAAUAUACGGGCAAGGACCCGCCAAAGAUUCCGGGAGUGAAACCACCAUCGAUGGCAGAAGAAGAUACAUGA
Arabis nemorensis is the source of this 309-nucleotide messenger RNA. Lineage: Eukaryota; Viridiplantae; Streptophyta; Magnoliopsida; Brassicales; Brassicaceae. The record is from the annotation of a GenBank genome assembly.